UACAUACCUUCCAGUAACAAGGGUAAAGGGGAGCAGUGUUGGGUGUAUCUCAGUCACUUUGCUUUUCUGAAGAAAAGAUGAUAGGCGACCGCGGCGGAGCCAGAAACGCAGCACGGGGAGAAAUCGCUUUACAGUCAUUCGUACAAACAGAGCUUAUCGAAGGAAAGUGAAGAAAUUUUAGGUAGUAGGGACCUCCAGGACCUCCGGAGAGCGGGAGCUGUGUGUGUGGUGGCGGGGUUCGGAGAUGUCCCGGGCUUCGGCGCUCCUGGACCGAGGAGGCUUUCAGGAAACAACCGAUGAAGAAAUAACCUCUGAGCACCAAUAUUUUACACAAAAUUAAAACUAUAUCCACAAAAAUUAAAGCUUGACAUUUUACCGGGAGGACCCAGCAUCUGUAAGUUCCGACGGCGCCAUGCUGCCGAGUCUGCGCGCGGCCCUGAGAGCCGCUCCAGUCGCGAGACCCGGCUGCUUCCCGCCGGCGGUCCGCGCGAGCCGGCCGCUCGCGCACUCGCCCGUGCCCGCGCCCGCCCGCCACCUGGGAACGCACCCGCACAAGGAGCCCAUGGAGCCGCUGAACUCGGCGCGGGGCGCGAGGGAGUUCAUCUACAGCCUGCACCCCUCGGAGCGCACGUGCCUCCUCCGGGAGCUGCACCGCUUCGAAUCCAUAGCCAUCGCGCAGGAAAAACUGGAAAUGGCUCCACCAACAGCUGCUCAGUUGAGAUAUGUGCUUCUUCACAACGCCAUCCCUUUUAUUGGAUUCGGCUUUCUGGACAAUGCCAUCAUGAUUGUAGCGGGAACCCAGAUUGAACUGUCUAUUGGUGUGAUUCUAGGAAUCUCCACCAUGGCAGCUGCGGCUUUGGGGAACCUGGUGUCGGACCUGGCUGGGCUUGGGCUUGCAGGCUACGUGGAGGCACUAGCAUCCCGGCUGGGAAUGCAGAUUCCGGACCUGACCCCAAAGCAGGCGGACAUGUGGCAGACCCGGGUCAGCUCCCACACUGGAAAAGCCAUCGGAGUCGGCAUCGGCUGUAUACUUGGAAUGUUCCCUCUGUUGUUCAUCAAGGGUGAGGAUGAGGAAGAGAAGAGCGUGAAAGGAGAAGAAGGGCAGCAGCCAUCCAAGGAUUCUGGUGGAAAGUGAGCUACAAAGCCCCCAGGCCCCUGAAAAAGACUGGCCUUCUGUGAUAUGGGUUACUGUGUCAAUACCUCUUCUACUGUUAAAACAGCUUCUCUGAGCAAACAAGACACUACACUACUAACACUAUAAGCAUGACCCACUUUGUGUUAAACUCCGUAGGUAAUACUGAUCUUCAAAAUGCAGGCAGUGUGGGGGGAAAACAAACAGUGCUGUACCUUUGAGACUUACCAUAUCUGGCAACUGCUCUUCUGCUUGUUUAGGUUUUGCUUGUUUAUACUGAAUGCUAAUGUCAUGUAUUCUUUGCUUGUUUAUAUCUCACAUCGGGAAGGCUUGCUUAAGCAUCGGGAUUGUAUGCUUGUGUGUUGAGACUGGAUUGAAUUUCUGCAUGGAAUUUCCCUUGUUCCAAAGCCUUAGCACAGCUCACCUGUGGGAGAUGCCACAUUUCCGCAGUGCCAUCGUUAAUUUCCCACGCAGGCAUCUUCACACCAAGUCUCCGUGUGGUUGUUUCAGAGCAGGAGGGGGCAGAGUGAAGUGCUGUGAGUUCUUAGCUGGCUUUUCCCUUCUUUUUGGGCCUUUUGACUAAUGACUGCUGAAAGGUUAUUGCUGGUUCCCAUUUACCCCUCUCAGCACUGUGAGCUCAGUUGAACUCGAUGUGCAUCGAUGGGCCACUUACCGACAUGCUGUUACCAUCCAGCUACAUCUUCACAGUAGCUUCCAGACCUGGUUCACUGCCCUGGUUCACAGCACACUGUCCUCAAGAAACGUUAACCUGCAGCUUCCUAAAAUCAGCCCCCCUGUCAUGCGACCUGCACACGUAACCGUUGCAGAGUGACUGUUACACGGGUGGAUUCUCACAAACCUGUACAUUUGUGUCAAAUUAUUUGUGAGGUGAUUAUGUUUUUAAGCAGCUUUUUCCAAAAUAAUCCAAUUGCAUUGUAAUUUUGUUGUUGAGGCCCAUUGUAGAAAUAUAUAAUAGUAUUUAUUGUUUAAUUUUUUAAAAAUCAGGCCUCUCUUGAGAAACAUCUGUCCUAGAUCUUCAUUUGAGUGUAACAGUCCAUAUUUAACCCUACUCAUAUCAUGGAUUACAGUUUUUGUCUCUGUGAGACCACUCUUUAAAAAUAAGUGCAUAAUCAUAAUUUCAUUAAACCUCUAUGGUAAAUCCAUUCUCGAAGUCAGGCUGAAGUUUCACACAUUUUUAGAAGCAGAAAUUUGUGUUUUUUGUCCCCCCCCCUUCAUGUUCUUGUAUUGUGGUUGUGAUGAACACAAUGCAGAAUAUAUACCAUUGCAUUUAGACCUGUGUACUCAACUCCCCCCAGAUUUUGGAGGAUAUAGUAUUCCUAAAUGUAUGAUUCCGCCCCCCCCCCCCCCCCCCCCCCCCCCACUCUCUCCAUGAUGCCAUCUGUGAGAGAAAAUACUUGAUGGCUCCUUUUAGAACUCAAAUAAAGCCAUAUGUGGAGGAAUGGCACACAAACUAAACAUAAUGAUGAAAAGCUUUGGAGAUAUACUGCACCUUUCGAAAACUAAUAGAGCUCUAAUGAAGUUUGUUCUGUGAUAGAAGUGACAUUUUCUAGGAAAGUGAAUUUAUUUCCUUUUCCUGUGUCUUGGGAUGCCAUUAAUCUCUUAUCUAAGUUUAAGAUGCAUGCUGCAUGAAGGAGAUGUGUGAAGUACUGAAUUCAAGUUCCCUGAAAGGUCCAACAGCCUGAAUUGCUGUGCUGAAGAGUAAAUUUUCACUGGACCAGAAAGGGUGUCAGGUGCACACCCAGUGUGCAGCAGAUAAGUUCCCAUUGUGUGACUGAGUGGUUUGUGUAUACAUUUAAAUGUGCAAAAAUAUCUUUUGUAAUCUGAAACUGUUUUUAAAGAUGUAUUAGCCCUUUGUUUUGAAUAUUGUGAGUUACCUCUGUUUUUGCUUGUUUUCAGAAGAACUGACAGCAGGUGUCUUGUAUCAAAUCAUCCAUUAUACCUCAUUCAUGGUUAAUACUCAUUUCAUGGGAGCCAAAUAGUUAAUUACCUCAACUGUGGUUUGAGUUUCCUUACACAGAAACAUUCACACCGACUCUUCCUUGAAGAAACUUCUUACACGGAGACCCAUUCCUCUGUGAGUUUGAUGUCAGAACACUAUACUGCCUGCAACACUGUCAGGGGCUGCUUGUUGCAUCACAAACAAAUGCAUUAAAAAUGCAACCUUUCUUGUUUUAAUGUGCUCUGCAUUAUAACAGAUUAUCUCCUGUAUAUUAAUGCGAUGUAUGAUCCAAAAACCCCAAUGUUUACUAUUCCAGUGAUUCAAACAGGGAUAGAAAUUUGUGUGAUUUAUGUGGUUGCUUGAUAUGUCUUAUGUGUAGUAAUACAUUUUUUUAAUGAUAUGGCUGUGUCAUUUUGCACAAUUUAUCCUGCAUUGUUUUCCUACUAUAUUAUAAACUCUCAGUCCAAAGUGGGCCACUGGCCAAAUUGUAUCACAAGUUUUAAUUUUAGUUUAGUUUUUCAGCGAAAUGUAGUUGUUCUCUACUGGCCUGAUCCACCGAGUGCUGCGGUUUGUUUCUCAGUCUGAACAAACUUACUGUUACUUUGUCGGUGUUACGUUCAGUGUGUAGUGACUAAAUCUGACUCAUUCUGCAGUUUUUAAUGCCCCCCCCCCCCCCCCCCCCCCCCGACUUGACCAUCAUGUGUCCUUGGACACUCUAACACUCCUUUUCUGCAUCUGAUCAUUUCUUACUCUGAAAAUAGAAAAGUAUGUAACUUUGGCUGGAAAUUCUUGUUGGACUGACAUUUACAACUUUUACAGUUUUUGUGCAGU
Molecule: messenger RNA, 3923 nt
Organism: Scleropages formosus (Asian bonytongue)
Lineage: Eukaryota; Metazoa; Chordata; Actinopteri; Osteoglossiformes; Osteoglossidae
Product: transmembrane protein 65-like
Exons: 8
Coding region: 413-1135 (240 amino acids)
Biological process (GO): regulation of cardiac conduction; cardiac ventricle development
Cellular component (GO): mitochondrion
Source: RefSeq, a predicted model, not a curated record